Molecule: messenger RNA, 4356 nt
Organism: Astrephomene gubernaculifera
Lineage: Eukaryota; Viridiplantae; Chlorophyta; Chlorophyceae; Chlamydomonadales; Astrephomenaceae
Source: the annotation of a GenBank genome assembly
AUCAACAAAUGCACCAAGGAACACCGGUACAGCUGAGUACGUGCAGUUCCACCAACCGCCAAAACGCCGAAGGACACCCGAAGUGCACAUGAAGCCGUGCGUCACUCGCGAAAGAAAGAAACCGGAGACAAGGCAUUUGAAAUAGUCGAUACGGUUGCAGACUAGCUUUCUACUUUCCCUAAUAUUGCAAGAUUGCGUCCAACAUCCCUGGACAUUCCUCAGGCCAUAACGUAGAUAGCCCCCAUUAUCGACGUUAUUAUCUGGGCAUAACAACAUUCUCUUUGUUGAUGCUGGUUAUCCGUUGGAGCUCCACCGCCUCCCAAACCAACCUUCGACUGGGGUUAUCGUCAUCAUCUAAUGGCCUCGUCGCCGGCGGCACCGCUGGGUCCUAUCCGCGGAGCGCUACGCAUCAUCGCAUACGCAAAGCUAUGGCUAAUUAUUGUCUGCGGCUUUAUUACCUUUGCGUUCUUUCUUUGGACGACGCCAACCCGAUGGUUCAAUUACCGCUCUGACGAGUUCGUUACAUGGAGGAACACCCUUGUGCUCCAAUACAACUUCGUCAAUGCCACCACCGGCAAGCAAACGCCUCUCCUCUCCAACUCUAUCAGCUUCGUGCUCAUCUGGCAGUGGUGCGGCACGCUGGCAGUGGCACUGGCUGCAGGAGGGUUGCACUGGCUGUCACAUGGCAACGGAAACUGCAGCCUCAUGGUGCUGGCCCAAACUGCCCCUGCACUGGAGUCGGCACGCCGCCCAAAGCAGCUCCGCCUUUCUCUUGUGGCUAGAGCCAGACGGGCCUCCCGGCGGCUGCACCACCUGCUGCACAUGCGGCUGCCCCCGCGGGGCCUGUGGCGGGCGCUGCUGGGCCCGGGCGGUCUGAGUGUGCUGGACCUGCUGCUCGUCCUCAUGUGGGCCGCGCUGCACGCCAUGUGGAUGUACGAGAUGACCGGCCGGGCGCUGGAGGUCAGGCGCAUGGCACCGCCACCGUUUCGAGUGCUUGCCCGGAGCUCCCCCGAUAUCAAGUCCCCUGCUGCUGCAGCCACCAACACCACCACCUCAAUCGCCAGCAGGGCUAUGCCUUCGGCUGCAAGUGCUGUCAACGUCACCCGUCGGCUGCUUCAAAUCAACACCACGGCAACCAAGAUGAACACGACAUCAGCAGCUACUUCCUUGCCUGCACCCGCCACUGCGAAGCCGGCCAAACCCCUUCCUCGUGCUGUGCAAGGGAGCGUGGCAAAGUACUUUGGGUGGGUGGCGCAAAUGGACAUCCUGCUGCUCUUCUACCCGCUCCCCCGCUGCAACUUUCUGCACUGGAUCUUGGGAUCUGAUUUCGCCACCAUGAUCAAGUACCAUAGGUGGCUGGGCCACGGCACUCUGCUAGCCUGCUCGCUGCACGGUAUCAUGUACCUGGCCCUGUGGACCCAUGAUGGCACGUUGUCGACCUACCUCACGUUCGGCAUGAGCGGCACCAACAUGGUGGCGGGGCUGGUGUCGCUGGCUGCCGGCUGGCUGCUGUGGCUCACCAGCAUCCCCGCCAUCCGCCGCUGGCUGUACAGCCUGUUCUACAUAACCCACUUGCUGGCCGGCACCGUGUUCCUGCUGUUCACCCUGAUGCACUACAAGGACAGCGCCGCGUGGAUGAUGGCAGGCAUCUUCCUGUACCUGCUGGACGUGGCCCUGCGCACGGUGCAGCAGGCCCUCAACUGGACGCGCCUCAGCCUGGCAGCGGACACUGCCUCGGGGGCCGCUGCCAGCAUCUCACCCGACGGCAGCCUGCUCACACUCUCGCUCAAGUGCGACGAGUCCUUGGAGUGGCACGGCUCGGACAUCGUGUGCCUCAAUGUCCCUGCCGUAAGCUGGUGGCAGUGGCACCCCUUUACGCUUGCCUCCUCCUCCAAGAUAACCUUUGCCGGCGGCGAGAAGCGGAUGGUGCUGCAUAUUAAGAAAUACAACCGUUGGACCAAGCAACUGUUCAAUCGUCUGGCUUCCGACGCCACACCGGUCAAGCUGUACGUCAGCGGGCCGUACGGCAGCGCUAACCGAAAGUGGUUGAAGGGUUUCGACCGACAGGUCUUCAUUGCCGGCGGCGUUGGGGCGACCCCCGCUCUGGGCAUGCUUCUGGAGCUCAUUGCCCUCCGUCGUGCCAGUUCCGGCGCCAGCGCGGGUGCCGGCAAUGGCAGCAGCUGCUGUGGCCGCGUGAGCUUCAUCUGGGUCAGCCGCAGCGAGGACGAGCUCAACACCCUGCCGCAGGAAAUACUGCAGGAGGCCGGCAGGGGUGAGGAGUCCUGGUUGGACAUCCACCUCUACCUCACCCACGCGCCGGCUCCCGAGCCGCCUGCCGCCUCUCAUGAAGUCACCUCCACGGACGGUAUCGCACUUCAGAUCGGCUCCCUGACCAACAGCGGUGUGGCAGCAGCAGUGGCGCUCAGCAUGCGGCCGCCAGCUGCAGCUGCCGCUAGCGGCUCCGCCACAUCCCGGCCCCUAGUGCACCCCUACAUGCUGCACCCGCUGCUGUGGAUGGCGGCGCUGUUACUGUGCUUCGGCGGCGGCUUCGCGGGGCUCAUGUGCGCGGAUGCGUACGACGCGCGCAUCAUCCGUACAGUUGCCGCACGCAGCGACUACUCGUACGUGGGCAUGCUGCAGUUCGCAGCGCUGGGCGCGGGGGCGUUCCUGCCGCCCGCGCUGCUCAUGCUGGCAGCGCACCUCUACUGGCGGUUUGUUGGCAGCCGCCGGCCACCCUCCCUACCCAAGCUACAGGACGACAGCUUCACUCUGGGCGCCCCCUCCGGCGCGCCCUCUAUCCUCCUCCGCUCACCCUGGGACGUCACCCGCCUGGGCAGCAUCACCGCCGCCAGCCAGUGCGCCCGGUCCUCCGUCGUCUCAAUUGACGUCGGCUCUAUUAGUGAGUUCGCGUUCGACACACCACCCAAGGACGUGGUGAAGUGCCGCGCUGCAGGAAGCGUCUGCGGCAACAGCGUCUGUGGCUUCACCACAUCCCGCCUCGAGCCCUUCCUGCAGCGCGGCCGCCCUGACCUGCCCUCUCUGCUGGCGGCCGUGGCGGAAUGCGGCUGCGGCGGUCCCGCUGCUGUGGAUGCUGCUGCUGUGGGUGCGGUUCCGCUCCCCUCGCAUCCCGAGUGCCCCGAGGACUGGCGUAUGGCUGUGUUUGCUGCGGGUCCCACUCCGCUGGUGGCGCAUGUGGAGGAGCUGUGCGCGCAGCUGAAUGGGGUGUGGGGCAGGGCGGGCCGAGCGUACCUGCAGGUGAGGGCGCUCACACAUGAGAUGUGAGGGCAGCAGGCGCCAGGGUGUAACCGUCUGGUGAUGGAACAUGUUUGUGGGAGUAAGAUGUCUGGUUGAACUGCAGUGUCAUGCGCUUAUAAUGUGCUGCUCGUGACCCACAUAGCAGCACUGCCGUCGCACGGACGCCGUGCUGUGCGCCGCCGGUGUGCCCUCCGGUGUUUGUUGUCAAUUUCCCUUGCCGUACGUAUUGCAGUAGUAAGCUGUAGUAGGCCACACUUGGCCAGGAUUUGUGCAAAACCAUGUGUGGACGACUCGCAUCAAUGCCGCUCUGUUGUUUCCAUGUGUAGAGGCUCCAUGCAUGUAUGGUUUGAGCAGCGCCGGGCGCAGGUGGAAAGGUACGCGCUGCACUGCACACGGUGUCGGGGGCGUUUCGCUGUUUCGUGUCGGCGUGCAGCGGGUGUACAUAUGUGAAUUGUUAGCAAGGCUGGCUGCCAAACACCAAUAUUCAUGCUAAUCAUGCAUUGCCGUGGUGGAGUAUACACGUAUUGCGCGUUCGUGGUUCCCCGUGUCUAUGGUCUGUUGGUUCGGUCGACCUACCUGUUGCGACUGCGUUAUAACCCCGUGUGAUUCUGCCCUUGAGUUGAGGUGCUGCAGCCCUUGUGUAUGCGCUUGCGUAGCAUUGAGCUAUUGUUCAAUUAUUUAUGUGAGGGGCGAAGGCGGAUGUGCCAUUCUCGUAGGUUGAAUGGAAGGCAGACAACUACUAAAAUGUGCGAGAGUGCGACACGUGUUCAUAGUCCUUGUCCCCUGCCGUCGCCCACUCCGCCGUUGGCCAGUUUGUUUGGAUGCUGGACCCUGUUACCUCGCUGGGAUAGAAUGCCUAGCUGGAAGCGUAGUACAGGCAAGGGGUUGGCUACCAGUCUUGUAAUACCUGCCUUUCCGUCAACGAUGUUUCUAGAAUGACAGAUUGGGUUUGUACCCGUUCCACAUGGGUCAGUGCCCAGCUGGUGUCCUCGAGCAGCGCUGUGUUGCAUCAUUUUGGGUGCGCAGUCAACUUGGUUGCAUGUAUUUCGGCUGGGCCUCUGUCGGCCGGGGCGGUACUGCUGGGGGCUUAUGAGCAGGCCG